AUGGGUGAUAAAUUUAGCCGAAGCUCUGGCAGACAGACAGAGAAAGAGAAAGAGAGAGAGAGAAAGAGAGAGAGCGAGAGCGAGAGUUUCGAGACCAGAACUUCUUCUUUUGCCUUCCCCACCGCCCGCACAUAUACUCUACACUCAUACACUUUCCAGGAUUGUCAAAUUCACUCCAGUCAGGUCGAUUGUGUCGCAAAGAAUAAAGAGCCCAGGGCACUCACAUAUACAGCAGCAUAACCCCCUUCCAAAAAUAUAACACCAGUAAUAUCAGCAACAGCAGCAUGAUGGAUCUUACACAAGAUAUCAAGAUCACUUGUCAGAAUAGCAUCAUGAAAGGUGCCGGAGCUCACACGGUGGACGGUCAUCCGAUGCGUAACUGGAAGAUCAAACUCGUUGCAGUGGAUGGUGGCAAGGAAAAAAAGGGACGACUUACCGAAUUGCUUGAUCAUGUUGAAUACAUUUUGCAUCCAACUUUCAAAGAUCCUCGAAGAGUGGUCACCAAAGAGCCAUAUCUUUUACAGGAAAAGGGCUGGGGCGAGUUCGAUAUGCGGAUCGUGUUGUAUUUCGCCAAUAAUAUUGCCAACACGGAGCUGUUAUCGUUCGACCUUAAUUUCAGACAAGCUCAGUAUUCCGUCGUUAAAACACUGGUGUUCCAAAGUCCUUCAACGGAGCUAGUCAAUAUUUUGAACCGUGACCCAGCACCUUUACCGCCUGCCAAAAAGCGACGAAGUAACUCGACUGAAAAGGCACGAAAGACAACAAAACCACCUGCAUCUCCUAAAGCUUCUAUUAACACUUCUACCACCAAUACCGCCAGAGAACUUGAUUCCAUGUCGGGUGCAUCAUUAUCACCUUCGACACCACAUUUUACGCAACAACCCGCCGGCUAUUCAUCCGCCUAUUCAGCAUCACCCCAGCCACACUCAUUCGCAUCACCGAACGGCGUUAUCAACAGUCCUUAUGAUUAUACCCAAAAUAUUAAGACGCCACAGGCAGCAUCAGAGCACGACAUGCAUAAUAACAGCAACAAUAACUAUCUAUCUGAUCUAAGUGACGACACGCGCAGGCCGGCCUCGCAUCAUCAACAACAUCAAUUAGCGACGGGAACAGGAACAGGAGCAGGAGGUGCAGGAAGUGCACGGAAGGGGCCAAGACAACAACGUUCAGAUUCAUCGGGUUCAAGUUACGAUGGCGACGAUCGAACCAUUAAACGACGGAAAGCAGGUCAAAAGCAAAAUGGACACCGAGGACAUCGCUCUUCGUCUUCUUCAGAUACCAAUGGUGACGAUCCUGAUCGAGGAGGAGGAAACAAUGUCAAGGAGGACGACGACGACCAACGGAUUGUGGAUGAUGUAUAUACCGAGAGCGACCUGAAUCAUGUCCAUGCGAUUCAUGGCUCGGCACUGACGUCUAGACUACGGGCUGCGUGGGGAAUUCCAGAGAAUGUAAAUAUGCUGGAGCUUGCACGGAAAAUCAGUAGUUUGGAAGGUGACAAACUGGCUGAGGUCCGGAAUAUUGUUGAUCGAUUCAAGACCGAACGGAUGGGGAUUCAAAUUGAAAACGACGAAGUGGUAGUGGAUCUGUAUUCUUUAGGGCCCGAUAUCUUAACACGAUUGUGGGACUUCACUCAUUCAAAAGAAUAAAAACAAUGCAUUGAUCUACUUGGUACAUGAAGCCAUCUUCCUAUCUCAUCACUUUCUUUGUACCACCAUCCAUCAUCAGAAAAUGCGAGUUUAAAAAAGGUUUGCAUGACACACACCACACGGACAAUUUAUGUACAUGAUCUCAACGUAGCUUAGCUUUUGCAUAUAUCACCACAGUCACUUUGUAAUAUGUUUCUUUCCUUACUUGAAUUAAAAAAAGUUCUCCAAAGGAAUUCUGAUUAAGACAAGCUAUGUGCUAUAUAUCGCUCGCAUUGCG
This is a messenger RNA of Zychaea mexicana, 1923 nucleotides long. RefSeq names its product yeats family-domain-containing protein. Gene Ontology annotation, cellular component: Swr1 complex; NuA4 histone acetyltransferase complex. Gene Ontology annotation, molecular function: histone binding. Bases 285 to 1646 code for a protein of 453 amino acids. Gene Ontology annotation, biological process: regulation of transcription by RNA polymerase II; chromatin remodeling. The transcript has 7 exons. The record is from RefSeq and is a predicted model, not a curated record. Lineage: Eukaryota; Fungi; Mucoromycota; Mucoromycetes; Mucorales; Lichtheimiaceae.